Molecule: messenger RNA, 5271 nt
Organism: Cygnus atratus (black swan)
Lineage: Eukaryota; Metazoa; Chordata; Aves; Anseriformes; Anatidae
Gene: RETREG1
Product: reticulophagy regulator 1
Exons: 9
Coding region: 119-1543 (474 amino acids)
Biological process (GO): negative regulation of neuron apoptotic process; reticulophagy
Cellular component (GO): endoplasmic reticulum membrane
Source: RefSeq, a predicted model, not a curated record
CGGUUGGCGGGGGGUAACGGCCGCGCCCCGGUCCCGCCUCCCUCCGUCCCUCCGUCCGUGCCUCCCUGCCGCCGGUGCCGUCCCGUGGCAGCCGCCGCCCGGCCGCCGCCGCCCAGCCAUGGCGAGCGGGGAGCGCCGGCAGCCGGAGGCGGGCGGGGAGAGCGACGGUGGGCAGGAGCGGCCGGAGGCUCGGCGGCAGGCGGCGGCGGCUGCCGAGGUGCCGGGCGGGGCCGGGGCGGCGCUGCUGGGCGAGACGGGGCUGGCGCUGGGCUGCUGCAUCGCGGCGGCGCUCAGCUGGGAGAGGCCCCUGCGCAGCCUGGGCGGCUUCAUCUGCGCCAACCUGCUCUUCUGGUUUGUUGCUCUGACCCCUUGGAGAGUGUAUCAUCUGACUUCUCUCAUAAUACUUGGAGUGCUAGUUCUUCAGAUAAUAAAGGAUUUGGUCUUGUCUAGGAUAAAAGGUGCACAGCUCUGGAGGAGAAUCACUGACAACUGGGAAGUCAUCAGUUCCAGGCAGGACUACAGACUCAGAAUAAAUCAGUGCAUUUCAGAAACACUGAUGAAUUUAUUUGUAUUUCUUCAAGAAAUGUCCCACUUCAAGGAACAAAACCCUGGCAAGUUUUGCCUACUCGUCUGCAGUGUAUGUACAUUUUUCACUGUCUUGGGAAGUUACAUUCCUGGAGUUGUCCUCUCCUAUGUCCUGUUAUUGUGUGCCUUUUUAUGUCCCUUCCUCAAGUGCAAUGAAUUUGGACAGAAAUUGUGCAACAAAAUCAAGUCUGUUCUGAUGAAACUAGAUUUUGGAAUAGUGGAAUACAUUAACCAGAAGAAAAAAGAGAGAUCUGAAACAUCAAAAACAAAACCCACAGAAGAUGACAGUGAAUUAGACAUAUCAGCCCUCUGUCCUAAGGUUAGUCCUGCUGUUGUUGCCAAAGAGCUGUCAGUGUCUGACACAGAUGUAUCAGAAGUAUCUUGGACCGAUAAUGGGACCUUUAACUUAUCCGAGGGGUAUUCUCCACAGACAGACACAUCUGAUGAUUUUGACCGACCUAGUGAUCACGAGGAAGCUUUUGCUAGAGAUCUCUCAGAAUUCCCUUCCUUAGAAAAUGGUGCAGGAACAAAUGAUGAUGAUGACUCAAGCAUUGGUAUGCCCAUCCAGCAAAAAAGAAAAAAAGAACAAACAUAUUUCAAGGUGGAUCAUUCUUCCAGACAGAGUAAAGAGAGACCAUCCACUGCAGGGCUCUGUUUGCCUUUGACCAGUGACCAAACCUUUAAUUUAAUGAGUGGAAUUGCUGGGGAUGUCAUCGCAGCUGCAGUGUCUGCUGCCAUCAAAGACCAGUUGCAGUCUGCACAGCAAGCUCCAUCACAUGCGGUGCCCAGUUUGAGUGAAGAGACAGACACGGAGGAAGCCGAUGAUUUUGAACUGCUUGACCAGUCUGAGCUUGAGCAGAUUGAGAAAGAAUUGGGACUUUCACAAGGCCAAGAAGCAGAAUCCCAGGAGAAAAAGAAGUCUUCAGGCUUCCUUUCAAAUUUGCUUGGAAAUCAUUAACCUGGGAAUUGCGGUUGGUGACACAGAAGAAAUGAAACACAAAACACACACAAAAUCAAAUGCAAAAAAGGAAAAUUCUGAGCUGUAAGCUUUAACUAUUACUUUAGAUGUGUUGUAAUAAUUUCCCUUAUGCAGAGUGAAUUAACUGGAUAAAUAUCAGCUGAUACUGAUAGUUUAAUGUUUCUGGUAGUUAAACCUCAAUGUAAUAGCAUGGAAAUGAAUUAUCUAUCCACUGUUUGGUUGCAGAUGAGUGUUGGAGGUCAGUUGUUCAAAAGGUUUGGGGAAGAGGUUUUUUUUUCUUUUUAAUCUUUUUGCCAAACAUACAUUUUUGGGGUCCUUAGCCAAAGUUUCAACAUCGGCAAUUUAUUUACUCUCAGUUGCCAACCAUGGUUGGCAAUCAUAAUGGUUCACACAGCAAGGAUGAGUUAUCAGAGGAUUGCGGUGAGAUUAAGUCUUGCCUCCUUCAAUCAUACUGAAACGUAUGGAGCCCUACAGUUACCAUUAGGUAUAGUGCAUCUACUAUUUAUGAACAUGUUAAUCAGCAGAACUCUAGUUUAACUGUGUGCAAUACUAUCAUCAGAGGACUUGAUUUAACACUUAAAACCUUUGAAUUAUUUUGGAUAUGGUGAUGCAUUUCCAAGUUUUUUGCUGUUUUAGGCUUGUAGAGUUGUAAUGUGGCACACUAUUUGACUGACCACCUGCUGUGUUCCGUGAUAGAGUCUGGUCCUUGGCAGUAUUGCCUGUGUAAAGUCAGCCAAUACAUUUUUAUAUUUAAGAGUUAAUAUGUAAACUGAACAGCCUUUUGGGGAGCAGGUGGGGUAGUUACUGUUUGGAGUAGGGAAGAUAUAAGAGAAGCAAAGAGAAGGGCUUUUUUAGCUGCCACUUCUGUAAUUCAAGAUUCUGUGGGGUUGGGUUUUGUUUUGUUAUUGUGUUUUUUUUGUUUGUCCCCCACCCCGGAACAGCUGCCAUCACUUGCAACAAAAGUUGUGUUGCAAGCUGGAUCUCUUAAUACACUUGAAGUAUUCAGUGUGGUCAUUCGCUAUAGAAGUCACUCAGAAUCUUCUUGGCACGUAAAUUAGUAAAAUAAAAAUGAACUUGUUUAAAUUAUUUGUCAUUUUAAACUCCAUGUGUGCUCAGUGAAUGGCAUGGGAUCUUAAGCAGGUUACUUGUUUGACUUUUCGUAGGGCUUUUUUGUUCACCUUUAAUAUAUAAUCAAAUUGUAAUACCAAGCAAUAGUAAUCAAAGAAGUAGGAAGAAGUAAAGCUAGUUUUUCUAAUGUGAUGUAAACAGUUAGCAGAGUCGAGGGACCAUGUCAGCUGCUACUACUACUCAAGUAAUUUUCCAUUUGCUGGCAUUUUAAGAGGUGAAUACUGUCAUCCAGGACCCUCAGAAAGUACAGCAACGGAGUGUAAAAAUGUUCACUAACAUAUAUGUGUAGGUAAACCUGUGUUUAACUCCAUUCUUUUUUUUUUUUUUCCUGACGUGAAAAAGUAGGCAGAUGGCCGAACAGAUUGUAGCUAAAGAAAAGAUGCUGAUAAUUUUUGACACUGGCUUUAUCGUUGCUUGUGCUUUUGUGUCAGUAAUGCAUAUUGAUUGUGUUUGCUGUCCUUUACCGGUAAAAAAGUGAGCCUGUGCCUUCAUUAUCCAAUCCAUUUUGAAAUAAGCAGAUGCCAGAUAUAGAUCCCAGAAGAUGCAGCUUUUGAAAUGGUAACAUCUUAACAUUAAAAACAAGUUUCUGGAAAUUAUUUUAGAAAUGUGGCCACAUCGCUUUCAUACUGUUAGUUGUUAAGUUUCCUUUUCAACUUCCCCAAGUCUGUCCUUCCCAUUUGGAAAAACAAAAACAAAAGAGGCUUUUGCUGAAAAUCAGUAAGUUCAAAGGCCAUUUAAGUUUCUCAGACAAGUUAAAAAUGUUGUCUCCUUGCUGCAUGUAUAGGACAAUCUAUAUAUUAAGAAGAGUACAACUUCCAAGUUGCUGACAAGACUUUGCAGGGUACCUAGGCCAACCGUGCUUCCCAAACAAGGGCACUCGCUGGUGCCAGAAGAUGCAACAGGCGCCAGGACAGGGAGAACUGGAGAGGCAGCAGCGCUUAGCGAGCUUUGCUGAAGCGGGUGGAUGAGAUAUGCGAACUAGCUGUCGGUGGCGGCAUCGCAACAGCGUGCACUUUAUUGUUGUUUUAUGAAGAAUGCCGUGGUUAUAAAAGUACCUAACACAGGGGUGCUCUUCUAGAAUAAUUAGAUCAAGAAGAAUAAGCAGUUGGAGGAGUUUCUCAGACUUUUUGUAAGUGAUCCAUUUUCUGGUUUCAACAUAGAAAAACAGAUCCAUUUUUCUUCAAUAAAGUAUGAGUCACUUUUUUUUUAUGGAAAGUAAAAGCAAAACUUGAGCAAGCAAAUCAUUAAAGCUUAGGGACAUAAUUAAUUACUUAUUUGCCUGUCUUGAAUUUUGUCUGUUCUCAUGGUAGUUGAUUACAUGGUAUUUUUUUUUUAUUCAAGCCCCUAAAUACUGUGAAAGGAGGUAAUUCUCUAAUACUUACUAUUCCUCCUAAGAUAGUGGAAAGAUGCUUAGUUUUUGUGGAAAAUUACCCCUACCCUCCUAAGCAAGUGCAGGUAAGAAACCCUUUGCUCAGACACAAUACAUUCCACUGCCAAUAGUUGGAAAGCAGAACACAAAGAAAACAUUUCUCUCCUUUGUGAGAUCCCUUCCACACCAUGUUUAGUUGGAAAUCACAUGAGAAACUUUCAUUUUGCUGUAUUCUAACAGCAGCCGCGACGUAGCUGUUAUGUACAAAUGCCUGUCGAGUAAUCUGCCAGUGGUCCACAAAGUCUUUGCAACUAAGCGUUGCCAUCAUCUUCCAAAAUUAAAAAAAGUAAGGCAGGAAAAAGGGCAAGUGAGUAUGGGAUAGGCCAUGGCUUUGGAACGUGCUUUUGUUACAUAGGAGGCCUACUUUCGGACAAUUUCCAGGCAAAAACCAGCACAAUCAGCGUGGAGGCUGUGGAUCACAGAGCACAGACGUGUGAGCAAGCGACCAGGAGGUAAUGCGAAGUGUGAUCUCAUGGGAUCUGUGCGAUGCAGGAGCUGCCCACGUGCGUGCAGCUCUGCAUCCUCUGCCUCCAGUCACGUGGUUCACGUUCCUCCUUGCCUUUCAGUGGCUUCUUCACGUACCCGCACCUGGAGAAAGCUACGUGUGUUAGGGCAGGGUCUGUGGGAUGCAGCUCACUCCUUCGUACUCACAAAAUUUCCCUGUGUGCUAUUACAUCUGAGUAAUCAAUACUGAAUUGGUGGCCUUACAUGCAUUAAGUCCAGAAUAAAAGCACUUUUCAGUGCAGAGCACUUCUCCUUGUGCAUGUGCUAGACAUUUACUACGAAUCUUGCUCUUGAAAACAAAAUCAUUCUACACAGAGGAGGAGGGGAAAUAAUUUUAACCCGAAGUAAUAGGAUACAAGACAAUACUUGUUUUACUUGCUUUUUGUUUGUUUUGCACUUUUCCAGACUGUUCAUCUAAGCGUUCAGAACAAAUUCACUGUAGUCCAAGUGCUUGUUCUUAGCUUAAGAACAGUGUAACAGUCUGUAACACCUUGACAGGUAACCAGAAACUGGAAAAUUACAAAAUGUCUUUAUUUAAAAUAUUUUGCAGCACUUUACCUAGCUUGAUUACUAUUUUGUAAACAUGGAAUUAUUAUAUUGAUUGUUUGUAAAACCAUUUAAUAAAUAUGUGUUAGUUUUUAUCUUU